This is a messenger RNA of Heterostelium album PN500, 2115 nucleotides long. RefSeq names its product ATP synthase beta chain (gene atp5b). Gene Ontology annotation, molecular function: ATP hydrolysis activity; proton-transporting ATP synthase activity, rotational mechanism; ATP binding. Lineage: Eukaryota; Evosea; Eumycetozoa; Acytosteliales; Acytosteliaceae. The record is from RefSeq and is a predicted model, not a curated record. Bases 1 to 2115 code for a protein of 704 amino acids. Gene Ontology annotation, biological process: proton transmembrane transport; proton motive force-driven mitochondrial ATP synthesis. The transcript is spliced from 4 exons.
AUGGGUAUGAGUGAAACGAAUAUAUAUAAAAUCAUUGAAACAAAAAUAGUAAACAAUUUUAUUAACUUUUCAAAUUCUUAUUGUUUAAUCUCAAUCACAGUAAUGUUUGUUGCCAGAAGAGUUGGAAACAAAGUAAACAGCCUCAGAUUGGCCAAGAACGCCACUGGUGUCGUUAGUGCCAACGUCGUCCCAAAGAGAGGUUACUUAAAGUCAAACAAGGCUACCUUUGCUGCCGUCCAAAGCUCAGAGCAAGCCUACCUUGAUCAAUUCAAGGCCGAGUUUGAUGCCAUCCCAGAAGACAACUCUGAUGAUGUCAACCUUGAGAAGCUCACUGAAAUGCAAGGUGUUGUACAUCAAGUAAUUGGUGCCGUAGUUGAUGUCUACUUCCCACACGGAAAGUUGCCAUUGAUUUACGAUGCCUUGGUCGUAGAGAAUUUCCAAGCUGAGAACGUCGAAAAGGUAAUUGAAGACUUGAACAAUCCAGCUUUGGAGGGUAAGCUCGAUAUGCAAAGUGUACCAAUCUCACACAUCAAGUUGGUACUCGAAGUCGCUCAACAUUUGGGUGAUGGUGUCGUCCGUUGUGUCGCCUUGGAAAUUACUGACGGUUUGUCCCGUGGUACUGUCGUCCAAAACACUGGUGCUCCAUUGAAGGUUCCAGUCGGUCGUCCAACUCUUGGUCGUAUCAUGAACGUCACUGGUGAGCCAAUCGACGGUUGCGGUCCAAUCAAGGCUUCCGAGAGACUCCCAAUUUGGCGUGAACCACCCAAGUUUGAUGAGUUGGCUCCAUCCGCCGAGAUUUUGGUCACCGGUAUCAAGGUUAUUGAUUUGUUGACCCCAUACGCUAAGGGUGGUAAGAUUGGUUUGUUCGGUGGUGCUGGUGUCGGUAAGACUGUGUUGAUUCAAGAGUUGAUUAACAACGUUGCCAAGUCCCAUGGUGGUUUCUCUGUAUUCACUGGUGUCGGUGAGCGUACUCGUGAGGGUAACGAUUUGUACCACGAGAUGGUUACCGCCGGUGUCAUCAAGUUACAAGGUUCCGGUGAGACCUUCUCCACCGAGGGAUCCAAGGUAUCUUUGGUGUUCGGUCAAAUGAAUGAACCACCAGGUGCUCGUGCUCGUGUCACCUUGACUGGUUUGACUGUCGCCGAGUAUUUCCGUGACGCUGAGAAUCAAGAUGUAUUGUUGUUCAUUGAUAACAUUUUCCGUUUCACCCAAGCCGGUUCUGAAAUGUCUGCCCUUUUGGGUCGUAUUCCAUCCGCCGUAGGUUACCAACCAACUUUGGCCACUGAUAUGGGUAGUAUGCAAGAACGUAUUACCACCACCAAGAACGGUUCCAUCACUUCCGUACAAGCCGUAUACGUACCAGCUGACGAUCUUACUGAUCCAGCCCCAGCCACUACAUUUGCACAUUUGGACGCCACCACUGUGUUGUCUCGUGCCGUCUCUGAGUUGGGUAUCUAUCCAGCCGUAGAUCCAUUGGACUCUACCUCUUUGAUGUUGGAUCCAAACAUCAUCGGUGAGGAGCAUUACAAGACUGCCACCGACGUACAAAAGAUUUUGCAAGAGUACAAGGGUCUCCAAGAUAUCAUUGCCAUUUUGGGUAUGGACGAUUUGUCUGAGGAGCAAAAGACCACUGUAUACCGUGCCCGUAAGAUUCAACGUUUCUUGUCGCAACCAUUCGAAGUCGCUGAGGCUUUCACCAACAUGAAGGGUGCCUUGGUACCAUUGAAGGACACCAUUGCCGGUUUCAGAGAUAUCUUGUCCGGUCAAUACGAUCACUUGCCAGAGAAUGCCUUCUACAUGGUCGGUAACAUCAAGGAAGCCGAAGAGAAGGCCAAGCAACUUUUGGCUUCCGCCGAGGGUGAAACCAAGAAGGAGACCAAGAAGGUUGACGGUACCGUCGAUAACUCCAAGAGAGAGUCUACCCGUGACAAGAUCAAGCGUCUCUCUGAGGAAGCCUACGCUGCCAAGGUUGCCCAAAUGAAGAAAUAUAACGUUGACACCAAGGAAAUCGAAGCCCUCAAGGCUGAAUUUGACAAGACUUUUGAUAAGGAAGUUGCCGAGAUUGAAAAGGUCUUUGGAAAUAAUAAUAUUACUCUUGAGUCACUCUCUCUAUAA